AUGGCCAAAGUGGAGCUCCUAAAGGAUUUCUUUGCAUCUGUAUUCUUGGACAUGAAUACAAACAUGUAUCCCAAUGGGACUUUAGGCAUUUUCUCAUUGCAGGUACGUGAGCUGGAAGCAGAGGUUGAGAAUGAACAGAAACGCGGUGCUGAUGCUAUUAAGGGUGUGCGCAAAUAUGAGAGGAGAGUAAAGGAACUGACCUACCAGUCUGAGGAGGACCGGAAGAAUGUUCUAAGGCUCCAGGAUCUAGUUGACAAACUUCAGAUGAAAGUGAAGUCUUACAAGAGACAAUCUGAAGAGGCUGAGGAGCUAUCCAACGUCAACCUCUCCAAGUUCCGCAAGAUCCAGCAUGAGCUGGAAGAGGCUGAGGAACGGGCUGACAUUGCAGAGUCCCAGGUCAACAAACUUCGGGUGAAGACCCGGGAGGUUCAUAAGAAGAUCGAAGGGGAGGAGUAAAGAUGCAGCACAGCUGCAAAGUGACUGACUGUAGAGAUGCACAAAAUGUGAAACUGUCUGUCACUUCUUUCUGUAAUUAUUGCUUAUUCUGUCCUCAGUGUCUUGAAAAUAAAGGAUGUAGAGACCUUUGCAUAUGAAAUAUGA
This is a messenger RNA of Gavialis gangeticus (Gharial), 600 nucleotides long. RefSeq names its product myosin-8-like. NCBI's taxonomy places the organism in Eukaryota, Metazoa, Chordata, Crocodylia, Gavialidae. The record is from RefSeq and is a predicted model, not a curated record. Bases 1 to 456 code for a protein of 151 amino acids. Gene Ontology annotation, cellular component: myosin complex. The transcript is spliced from 4 exons.